AUGGCCGGGCUGGGGUUUUGGGGCCACCCUGCUGGACCUCUCCUGCUCCUGCUGCUGCUGCUGCUGCCACCCCGGGCCCUGCCAGAAGGACCACUGGUGUUCGUGGCUCUGGUAUUCCGCCAUGGCGACCGGGCCCCGCUGGCCUCCUACCCCACGGACCCACACAAGCAGGUGGCCUCCACCCUGUGGCCACGAGGCCUGGGCCAGCUGACCAGGGAGGGGGUCCGCCAGCAGCUGGAGCUGGGCCGCUUCCUGAGGAGCCGCUAUGAGGCCUUUCUGAGUCCCGAGUACCGGCGGGAGGAGGUGUACAUCCGCAGCACGGACUUUGACCGCACACUGGAGAGCGCGCAGGCCAACCUUGCCGGGCUGUUUCCCGAGGCUGCUCCAGGGAGCCCCGAGGCCCACUGGAGGCCGAUCCCAGUGCACACGGUGCCCGUGGCUGAGGACAAGCUGCUAAGGUUCCCCAUGCGCAGCUGUCCCAGAUACCACGAGCUGCUGCGGGAGGCCACCGAGGCCACCGAGUACCAGGAGGCCCUGGAGGGCUGGACGGGCUUCCUGACUCGCCUGGAGAACUUCACGGGGCUGUCGCUGGUUGGAGAGCCGCUGCGCAGGGCAUGGAAGGUUCUGGACACACUCAUGUGCCAGCAAGCCCAUGGUCUUCCACUACCAGCCUGGGCCUCUCCAGAUGUCCUGCGGACCCUUGCCCAGAUCUCAGCUUUGGAUAUUGGAGCCCACGUGGGCCCACCCCGGGCAGCAGAGAAGGCCCAGUUGACAGGGGGGAUCCUGCUGAAUGCUAUCCUUGCAAACUUCUCCCGGGUCCAGCGCCUGGGGCUGCCCCUCAAGAUGGUCAUGUACUCAGCU
Molecule: messenger RNA, 861 nt
Organism: Piliocolobus tephrosceles (Ugandan red Colobus)
Lineage: Eukaryota; Metazoa; Chordata; Mammalia; Primates; Cercopithecidae
Gene: ACP4
Product: acid phosphatase 4
Exons: 8
Biological process (GO): negative regulation of ERBB4 signaling pathway; regulation of neuronal synaptic plasticity; peptidyl-tyrosine dephosphorylation involved in inactivation of protein kinase activity
Cellular component (GO): postsynaptic membrane; lysosome
Molecular function (GO): receptor tyrosine kinase binding; protein tyrosine phosphatase activity; acid phosphatase activity
Source: RefSeq, a predicted model, not a curated record